Molecule: messenger RNA, 2933 nt
Organism: Globicephala melas (long-finned pilot whale)
Lineage: Eukaryota; Metazoa; Chordata; Mammalia; Artiodactyla; Delphinidae
Gene: LDLRAP1
Product: low density lipoprotein receptor adaptor protein 1
Source: RefSeq, a predicted model, not a curated record
CUCGCGCGGGGGAGGGGAAGAGCGCGGAGCCCGUGAGCCACCCGGCCCCGGCGGAAAGUUUUCCCUGUCGGAGUUUUGGCUGCGGCGGCGGCGGCGGCGGCGGCGGCCCGAGCGGCUAUGGACGCACUCAAGUCCGCCGGGCGGGCGCUGAUCAGGAGCCCCAGCCUCGCCAAGCAGAGCUGGGGGGGCGGCGGCCGGCACCGGAAGCUGCCCGAGAACUGGACAGACACUCGGGAGACGCUGCUCGAGGGCAUGCUCUUCAGCCUCAAGUACCUGGGCAUGACGCUGGUGGAGCAGCCCAAGGGUGAGGAGCUGUCGGCCGCCGCCGUCAAGAGGAUCGUGGCCACGGCCAAGGCCAGUGGGAAGAAGCUGCAGAAGGUGACUCUCAAGGUGUCGCCACGGGGGAUCAUCCUGACCGACAACAUCACCAACCAGCUCAUUGAGAACGUGUCCAUUUACAGAAUCUCCUACUGCACAGCAGACAAGAUGCAUGACAAAGUGUUUGCGUACAUCGCACAGAGCCAGCACAACGAGAAUCUUGAGUGCCACGCUUUCCUCUGCACCAAGCGGAAGAUGGCCCAGGCUGUCACCCUCACAGUAGCCCAGGCCUUCAAAGUUGCUUUUGAGUUUUGGCAGGUAUCCAAGGAAGAGAAGGAGAAGAGGGAGAAAACCAGCGAAGACGGAGGGGACAUCCUGGCGGGGGGCCGCCGAGACAGCACCCCUUCGCUGAAGAGCCUGGUCGCCACUGGGAACCUGCUGGACCUGGAAGAGACAGCCAAGGCCCCACUGUCCACGGUCAGUGCUAACACCGCUAACAUGGACGAGGCACCGCGACCUCAAGCCUUAAACAGCAGCAGCGUUGUCUGGGAGCUGGAUGAUGGCCUGGAUGAAGCAUUUUCAAGGCUUGCCCAAUCUCGGACGAACCCUCAGGUCCUGGACACUGGACUGACAGCACAGGACAUUCAUUACGCCCAGUGCCUCUCUCCUGUCGACUGGGACAAGCCUGACAGCGGUGGCGCCGAGCCGGAUGACCUCUUCAACUUCUGAGGCCUGGGGCUGGCGGGACACGUGACAAACCAAAGCCACCCACGUCGGGGGCGGGGGCCAGCUCCAGGACCCCCAGCCAGUGUCCUUCAGUCGGCAGCGCUGUCAGUCUGCAGAUGAGAGCUGCAACCAGUCAAGCAGAGGGAAGGAGAGAUUCUUUUUUAACCCAGUUCUUUCUCUGAGAACUGAAAGUUGCCUUGAAUAUUUAUUCAGUGACUCCUGGUUCAACUCAGAAGCUGGUUGUGCAUCAGGCGCGAGCGCAGUGUUAUAACCAGCUUUCUGCCCUCUCUUGAGCGAGCUCUGCUCCACUGUGGGUGUCAGGAUGGUGGCCAAAGCAUUUCUUGUCCCUUCUCUUCAAGGGCCCAGAUUUCCCUGGAGGUGCCCUUGCUCCUUACUGAAAGUAGUCGGAUCGUUCAUUUCUGUCAUCCUUUGAGCACAGGAGGGCGACACAGCCGCGGGAGGAGACUGUGACAUCCAGCCCGCCUUCCGUGGGGGGCCCAGCGGGCCGGGGCUUGGGCUCCUGGCCCUGGGGGCUCUCAGAGACAGAGGGGCAGCCCCUGACCAAAGACAACACGUGGCAGGCACUUUAAAGCACACACAGCAGGUGUGGCCCCCAGCUCCUCGACGGUGCUGCGUUGCGUAGAGCUUUCUUUCUGCCCUUCUUCCGAGAGACGAGGCCCAAAGUCCCCGGCGGUGCUUGGAACCGGUGUAACUGGCUGCCCUGGACUCCCAGAGUCUGCCUGCCGCGGUGGGGUCAUCUGUGUGACCACCUCCUGCAGAGCUCCCAUCCCGCCCUUCCCCCUCCACGUGGAUGAAGUUUUCCCGCGCCGCUCUUUGGUCUGAGCCCCACCUCCCCGUACUUCCUGAGAUAGUGCGUGAAACCUAACACCUAGAUUUGUUUGCGAAUGUUUGGUUGCCAGUUUCUAGAUGAGGAAACUGAGACCACGCGCGUGGAAGGGGUAGAGUCAGGAGUAGAACCCAGAUCUGGUGCCAAAGCUGCCUUCUCACCCACACCUCUCACAACUCGCACCUCCUUUUUUCUAGCUUUGUUGUCCUCCCAGGAACCAAAAAGCCCCAGCUAUUUUCUGACCAAAAUGUGUUUCAUAACAAACCAUCUGGUGCCUUUACUCACGUAACUGGCAUGAGCCUGUGUGCCCUGCUAGCUGUCUCGCUGUUGAUUUCUGUGGAAAUGGAAGUGUUUGAAGUCUGCUAAUUCAGAGGGUGAAACAGAACCAAACUUCAUAAGCAUCACGCUGUUCCUUCCUGAUGCUCCGACCCCAGGUCGGGGACGUACCAGCAGCAACCUGCCUUCAGAGUCUCCCCUCCUCUCCUUUCACCCCCAUGGGGCUCCCAGCAAAGCCGCCAGCACCUUCUUCAUCCUCGGGUGCCUCCCAGGCCUGGCUUUACCAAGCUUAAGUCUCUGGUGAUAGUCGGAGCAGGUUUCACCAGCCCAGGAAACACACCGUUUCUUAGAAUCUACGUAUCUAACUAAGCAUCUGAAUCAAAACACAGAGACAGGAGUGCCUGGGUGAGAGGUGGGGUGGGAUUGCCUUUAUCAAAAUGUAAAGAUAACUUCCGUUCCCUGGCCCAGCUCCUGCACCCCCGCUGCCCACCCCAGAUCUCCUUGGUAUCAGCCCCUGUAUUUGUCAUGAGGCAACAGGGCUUGGACCUGACACAGGCCACCCUUGGCACGAGAGUCCAGGAGACCUGAGAAAGGCUGUGCUGUGUUUGUGUGAGUCUCCAUGGGGCCUUCAUCUGGUCUCUGGCCAACAGUGGUCAGUGUGCUCCCCUUGUGUCUACAAAUAAGUUUUGUUGUGCUUUACUUUGUGUUGCUGUAAAGGAAGUUCUAAUGAGGAAAAAAAUAAGUAAUAAAUGUUCUCUUUUUGAAA